AUGAAGUACGCCAGCCCUCAUCCGGAGCCCAUCCUCUUUGGUUUUAUUGGCGGCAGUGGUGUGUAUAAGCUCAAAUGUAUGCAGGAUCCGUACUACUAUGAGAUGGAUACGCCCUUUGGCAAGCCGAGCUGUCCGAUCUGUGUGGCGAAAAUCGAGGGUGUCUGGUGCGCCUUUCUUGCUCGCCACGGCCUCCACCACACUUUUCUUCCCUCUGAGGUGAAUUAUCGCGCGAAUAUCUGCGCGAUGAAGCAACUCGGCGUGCGGUAUAUCACUGCGGUUAACACCGUCGGUUCACUUGACGCGAACUACCGCCCUGGCGAUCUCGCUCUCGUCAGUCAGCUUAUCGACCGCACGGUAAAGCGUGAAUCCACCUUUUUCGGCAAUGGCAUUGUCGCUCACAUCGAAUUUCGCAGCCCGACCUCUGACAUUUUUUCGAAAAUUAUUUACAACUCCAUGAAGACGUGUUUCACGCAGGAUAAGGCUCAAUUUGUCGGCGAUGAUGCGGGAGCGGCGGGGGAAGCCUCGUCCGAAGCCUUCCGCGUGCAUUCCUCGGCCACUUUGGUGGUGAUGGAAGGGCCUGCCUUCAGCACAAAGGCGGAAUCUCUUUUUAACAAACAAUCCGGCGGGAAUCUUAUCGGAAUGACUUCUUUUCCCGAAGCAAAGCUCGCACGGGAGGCGGAGAUCGCGUACAGCAUUGUUGCGAUGGUUACGGAUAUGGAUUCCUGGUAUGACGUCCCGCACGUCGGGUUGGAGGGGAUUAUUAAGGUAAUGGCGGCGAAUACCGAGAAAGCGGAGAGUCUGCCAACGGCGAUUCUUAACGCGAUGGAGGGGAAUCUUUACGACGAUCCCGCGCAUCAUUCGCUUGAGAAUGCCAUUGUCACGGCCCCAGAGCAUCUCAGCAAGGAAACGAAGGAGCGUAUGGCGCCGUUGCUGGCGAAGAAGUACCCCCGGUAUGCUCCGUAAACGCGCUACGCGAUAAUAUAUACUUAUUUUAGUUUACUUUAGUAAAUUAGGAACAAGAAACUUGGAGACUUUAUUAUUAAUAUAUUUGGCAUAUUAAUGAGGAAAAAAAAUCCAAUUUAUUAAUUUAUUAUUGUCUCCUGAGUAUUGAGUAAGCUUUAUUUUCCCUGCAAGGAGAUAUUCAUUCGUUGAAACUACAUAAAAAAACACAACGUUAACUUACUUUAUGUUAAUAUGUGGAUAAUUACUACAUUUAAAAUUCCGAUUCUUGUCUUCAUUCUCUGUUUAAGCCAGAACUUCAUUUUGUGCUUGAUAUUUGGUAAGCAUCCUUUUCCCCAUUAUUUCAAGUGCAAAUGAGCAUUGCUCUUUUUCACUUUUUGACUUAUGUUGAUAUUAUUCUAUUAGCUUAGUUUUGCAUCGUUUUAGUUAUUAGAAAAGUUAAACUCAUUUUAACUUUAUCUACAGUAGUGUAUCCAUGAUGAGUAUACAACCACAGAAUCUCCAUAUAUUAAAGGCACUUGCACAGGUGUAAUACUUGAUCCCCAAACGGUUUAGAUUUUUUCGUCUGGACUUUUCUCCUUGUUCUCCUUUCGCUGAAGAUUUGGAGUUUGAAUCCAGGUAAAUCUAUCCUAGAGACUGUAUGCUGACUGGAUCAUCUUUUAGAAGGCUAUUCUUUUAACUUUGUGUGUGAAGCUCAAAGCAUAUUUUCCGACAUUUGCACAUUCAUUUCCAUUCUUCAAUUAAUAAGAAACUAGGAAGGAUCCGUGUGGAGCGUUGGCCUCUAAGCAAAUGAUUAGAUAUGGCGCCAAUCACCGCACAGGGAAACGCGAUACAGGUGUUUUUUUUUAGUGUUCUAUAGAUCUUUUGAAUCCCAUCCCCUCUUUCUAUACAAAACCACACACAAAAUGAGCGAAAUCCUCCAGGCUAAGGUGAUAUUGAUGCUCAAUUUUAUGCGCACUGCAUUGUUUGCUUCUUUAUAGUAGUUAGCGUUAUUUUUGUAUUGGUGCUACUAAAAUUUUAUCCAAGCUGUUCUCUUCAGGAAUCAACAUCUUUUGAUUUCCGAAAUUUAUUGGUGAAGUUGUGAUGGGUUUGAGCGACUUUUUGACAUAUAUUCGGGUUCAAGUGAAGUAUUUCAUAUAAAUAGCGCAAUAUAUAUAUAUAUAUGUUUCUAAAGUAAUUUACAAUAAAUGACGUUUACUUAGUUUGUGGCACUACGAUACAUAAGUUCAAAGGAGGCGUACCUUUAAGAAAUACUAUCGAUUUGGCGAAACCAUGUUGUUUGAUAGUAAAAUAUAUUCUAAAUAAUUAGCAACAAAAAACGAAUUAUCAUGACCCAAUCCUAUUGAUUACUUCCUUCAUAUACAUAUAUUUUCACACAUAUGCAUAAUAUCAAAUUUUACAAAAUUAUUAAACCAUUUUAUUAUAAUAUUGUUUUUCUAUAAUCACUUCCUUAGGCAUGUAAUUAUUUAUUUGUUUACAUUUAUACCAUUUUUGCACUGGUGAA
This is a messenger RNA of Phytomonas sp. Hart1, 2464 nucleotides long. NCBI's taxonomy places the organism in Eukaryota, Euglenozoa, Kinetoplastea, Trypanosomatida, Trypanosomatidae. The record is from the annotation of a GenBank genome assembly.